Molecule: messenger RNA, 792 nt
Organism: Trichoderma gamsii
Lineage: Eukaryota; Fungi; Ascomycota; Sordariomycetes; Hypocreales; Hypocreaceae
Exons: 3
Coding region: 1-792 (263 amino acids)
Source: RefSeq, a predicted model, not a curated record
AUGACAUUUAUAACACAUUCUUCUAAUCCAACGCCGCCCCUCGUGCCUGGGCAUCGCCAAGCUUACCCUGAUCCAACUCGCAGCGCCUUCGACGUCAGUUGGGCUCGGAAAGAGGCCUACCAAGAGGAGUCGGCUGUGCGGAGCAGGGCAUAUCCCUCACCUCCUAUGUCCGGUUCUCCACCCUUGCCUCUGAGACCAGCUCAAGAGGCUGGUAGUCGAGGUAGUGAAGUUCCGGGCUAUUACACUGCCUCCAGAGUUCUGGAUGGCCUUCGUGGAGGUCCCACCCAACCGUCUCCUGCAAAUCUUCGCGAGCAAGCCUCAUCACUGGCGAGGCCGUAUGCACAAGAACCAGCAAUGAGGUCUCCAUAUGCAUACCCCAGGCCUGAAGAAUCGGGGAGGAUUAUCCCCUAUGUUUCUCAGCACCACCAUGGAAUGCCUCAAGCGAUAUCUCAAACGGCGUAUCCAACUUCGACGCCCUCGAAUUCGGAAGGCUACCCCGUGCCUGAUCGACCGCAAACUGACCCUCAGCCGUAUACAUCACCGAAAUCUCAGAGGAAAGCGAAAGGCCAUGUUGCUUCUGCUUGCGUACCUUGCAAAAAAGCUCAUCUUCGAUGCGAUGGUGGUGCCGGCUGCUGGACCGCUUUUGUCGCCGCAUAUGCGAGCCAACUGAAGCUUUCAAUGGCCUCUGGUGGAAGAGGCGUGUUCAUUAGAUCUACAAGCUCUUCCGGCUUUUACCGUUGGCUGGGAGGAAAGGCUCUGGAUGAAGGAAAUAACAUGAAACGAAACUUCUGA